Messenger RNA from Nomascus leucogenys (northern white-cheeked gibbon), 8794 nucleotides. RefSeq names its product protocadherin 7 (gene PCDH7). Gene Ontology annotation, cellular component: plasma membrane. NCBI's taxonomy places the organism in Eukaryota, Metazoa, Chordata, Mammalia, Primates, Hylobatidae. Gene Ontology annotation, biological process: homophilic cell-cell adhesion. The record is from RefSeq and is a predicted model, not a curated record. Gene Ontology annotation, molecular function: calcium ion binding.
GAGGCUGCAAUCUCCUCCCUGAAUCGCGCACAGCGCUGCAGAUCCCACUGCUCCGACAUGCGGGCCGAAUGCAGGUGAGAAAAGGCACGGACUCUGCGGCUGCGAACCCAAACUUGGUCACCGCACGGUGCGCACGGCUCAGCCUUCGCCCCCGUGGGCGAAAGGCUGCUGCGGUUUCAGGCGGCUGCUUCGUGACUAAUGACCUUGCGCAGAGUUGUUAAGAAAAAAGAGAAACCCGCGCUCUCCGGGAUGAGAAGGGACUGACUCUCUGGGCGUCUCUGAAGAUGGCUCGGGCUUCUCUUUGGCGCGCCGGGGGGACCCGGACACGGACCGCUCUGUGACGCGAGUAGUCUCCACUGCACCGUGCCCGAAGCGACGUGCCGGGGGAUUUUUCAUUCUCUAUCUGUUGACUGGCUCCCCCGCUGCAUGAGCAGAGUCGGAGUUGAGACUGGCUUGUUGCUGGCCCCAGCGCCUGGUGCAGGAAGCGACUCACGUUUGUCUGGGCGGCCGGAGCCGGAGCAGAGCUUGGGUUUGGAGUGAGUGCCUGGAACGUGAAUUGGACUCAACUCGAGUAGCAGCAAAGACCAGCGGGCUGGCAGGAGGGGGAGGCUGCAGGCUCAUUCCCCACCUCUUCCCAGCCCCACUGCCCGUCUGCCGGAGCGGUUCUGGCCCCUUCCGACAGAGCGGGGACGAGAGCCGGGGAUUCUCCGCCCGCUGCGGGGAUGACUCUGGGUGGGGGGGCCGCCGAACCCGCGGCGCUCAGUGUCCCGUGAACUGUGAGUACUGCGACUGAACGGCGGCAGGCGAGCGGGCGAUUAGCACCCAUUGCAUGAAUUAUGAAACAAUAACUUUCGGAAGAAGCAGGAAGAAAAAAAGAAGCAUCUAUCGCUGCCCUCCCACCCCCAUUCCCGGCCGACUCUCCACGCCGCUUUUGCCCCCUCCCUCCCCUCCCUCUCGCUCCUUCCUUUCCGGGAGAGGGGAGAGGACUGGGGGGAGGGCAGGCGGCCGGCCCCGGAGGAGGGGGGCGCCGAGGGGGCUGUGGUUAGAAGGAGCAGUAGCAGCAGCAGCAGGAGAAGAUGCUGAGGAUGCGGACCGCGGGAUGGGCGCGCGGCUGGUGCUUGGGCUGCUGCCUCCUCCUGCCGCUCUCGCUCAGCCUGGCGGCCGCCAAGCAGCUCCUCCGGUACCGGCUGGCCGAGGAGGGCCCCGCCGACGUCCGCAUCGGCAAUGUGGCUUCAGACCUGGGCAUCGUGACUGGAUCGGGUGAGGUGACUUUCAGCCUGGAGUCUGGCUCCGAGUACCUGAAGAUCGACAACCUCACGGGCGAGCUGAGCACGAGCGAGCGGCGCAUCGACCGCGAGAAGCUGCCCCAGUGUCAGAUGAUCUUCGACGAGAACGAGUGCUUCCUGGACUUCGAGGUGUCGGUGAUCGGGCCCUCGCAGAGCUGGGUGGACCUGUUUGAGGGUCGGGUCAUCGUGCUUGACAUCAACGACAACACGCCCACCUUCCCGUCGCCCGUGCUCACGCUCACGGUGGAGGAGAACCGGCCGGUGGGCACACUUUACCUGCUGCCCACAGCCACUGACCGCGACUUCGGCCGCAACGGCAUCGAGCGCUACGAGCUGCUCCAGGAGCCCGGAGGCGGCGGCAGCGGCGGCGAGAGCCGGCGCGCCGGGGCGGCCGACAGCGCCCCCUACCCCGGGGGCGGCGGGAACGGCGCGAGCGGCGGCAGCUCGGGAGGCUCCAAGCGGCGGCUGGACGCACCAGAGGGCGGCGGCGGCACCAACCCCGGCGGCCGCAGCAGCGUGUUCGAGCUGCAGGUGGCGGACACCCCGGACGGCGAGAAGCAGCCGCAGCUGAUCGUGAAGGGGGCGCUGGACCGCGAGCAGCGCGACUCCUACGAGCUGACCCUGCGGGUGCGCGACGGCGGCGACCCGCCUCGCUCCUCGCAGGCCAUCCUACGGGUCCUUAUCACCGACGUGAACGACAACAGCCCCCGCUUCGAGAAGAGCGUGUACGAGGCCGACUUGGCUGAGAACAGCGCCCCGGGGACCCCCAUCCUGCAACUGCGCGCAGCCGACUUGGACGUGGGGGUCAACGGACAGAUCGAGUACGUGUUUGGGGCGGCCACCGAGUCGGUGAGGCGGCUGCUGCGCCUUGACGAGACGUCCGGCUGGCUCAGCGUCCUGCACCGGAUCGACCGCGAGGAGGUGAACCAGCUGCGCUUCACGGUCAUGGCCCGCGACCGCGGGCAGCCCCCCAAGACCGACAAGGCCACCGUGGUCCUUAACAUCAAAGACGAGAACGACAACGUGCCGUCCAUUGAAAUCCGCAAGAUUGGGCGCAUCCCCCUCAAGGACGGGGUGGCCAACGUGGCCGAGGACGUUCUGGUCGACACCCCCAUCGCUCUGGUGCAGGUGUCCGACCGAGAUCAAGGCGAGAACGGGGUGGUCACCUGCACUGUGGUGGGCGACGUGCCCUUCCAGCUCAAGCCAGCCAGCGACACCGAGGGCGACCAGAACAAGAAAAAGUACUUCUUGCACACCUCGACCCCUCUGGACUACGAGGCCACCCGGGAGUUCAACGUGGUCAUCGUGGCGGUGGACUCAGGCAGCCCCAGCCUCUCGAGCAACAACUCCCUGAUUGUCAAGGUGGGAGACACCAACGACAACCCGCCCGUGUUCGGCCAGUCGGUGGUGGAGGUUUACUUCCCUGAGAACAACAUCCCCGGCGAGAGGGUGGCCACGGUGCUGGCGACAGACGCAGACAGCGGAAAGAACGCCGAGAUCGCCUACUCGCUGGAGUCCUCUGUGAUGGGGAUCUUUGCCAUCGAUCCUGAUUCUGGGGACAUCCUGGUCAAUACGGUGCUGGACCGCGAGCAGACUGACAGGUAUGAGUUUAAAGUUAACGCCAAAGACAAAGGCAUCCCCGUGCUGCAGGGCAGCACUACGGUGAUUGUGCAGGUGGCUGAUAAGAAUGACAAUGACCCUAAGUUUAUGCAGGACGUCUUCACCUUUUAUGUGAAAGAAAACUUGCAGCCCAACAGCCCUGUGGGGAUGGUCACCGUGAUGGAUGCUGACAAGGGGCGGAAUGCAGAGAUGAGCCUGUACAUAGAGGAGAACAAUAACAUUUUUUCUAUUGAAAAUGACACGGGGACCAUUUACUCCACAAUGUCUUUUGACCGGGAACAUCAGACCACGUACACUUUCAGAGUCAAGGCUGUGGAUGGGGGAGAUCCUCCCAGAUCUGCCACAGCUACAGUCUCGCUUUUUGUGAUGGAUGAAAAUGACAAUGCUCCCACAGUUACCCUUCCCAAAAACAUUUCCUACACUUUACUGCCACCUUCGAGUAAUGUCAGGACAGUAGUAGCUACAGUGUUGGCAACAGACAGUGACGAUGGCAUCAAUGCAGACCUGAACUACAGCAUUGUGGGAGGAAAUCCCUUCAAGCUGUUUGAAAUUGAUCCCACUAGUGGUGUGGUUUCCUUAGUGGGAAAACUCACCCAAAAGCAUUAUGGCUUGCACAGGUUGGUGGUGCAAGUGAAUGACAGUGGGCAGCCUUCCCAGUCCACCACGACUCUGGUGCAUGUGUUUGUCAAUGAAAGUGUUUCUAAUGCAACUGUGAUUGACUCCCAGAUAGCUAGAAGUUUGCACACCCCACUCACCCAGGAUAUAGCUGGUGACCCAAGCUAUGAAAUUAGCAAACAGAGACUCAGUAUUGUCAUUGGCGUGGUUGCUGGCAUUAUGACAGUGAUUCUAAUCAUCUUAAUUGUAGUAAUGGCAAGGUACUGCAGGUCCAAAAAUAAAAAUGGCUAUGAAGCUGGCAAAAAAGAUCACGAAGACUUUUUUACACCCCAACAGCAUGACAAAUCUAAAAAGCCUAAAAAGGACAAGAAAAACAAAAAAUCUAAGCAGCCUCUCUACAGCAGCAUUGUCACUGUGGAGGCUUCUAAACCAAAUGGACAGAGGUAUGAUAGUGUCAAUGAGAAGCUGUCAGACAGCCCAAGCAUGGGGCGAUACAGAUCUGUUAAUGGUGGGCCCGGGAGUCCUGACCUGGCAAGGCAUUACAAAUCUAGUUCCCCAUUGCCUACUGUUCAGCUUCAUCCCCAGUCACCAACUGCAGGAAAAAAACACCAGGCCGUACAAGAUCUACCACCAGCCAACACAUUUGUGGGAGCAGGAGACAACAUUUCAAUUGGAUCAGAUCACUGCUCUGAGUACAGCUGUCAAACCAAUAACAAGUACAGCAAACAGCCAUUUCGUAGAGUGACGUUUUCUGUUGUGAGUCAGCCUCAGGACCCACAUCAGGGGUCACUGCAGAGUUGCUAUGACAGCGGGCUGGAGGAGUCAGAAACACCAAGCAGUAAGAGUUCAUCAGGGCCAAGACUGGGUGCCCUUCCACUCCCAGAGGACAACUAUGAAAGGACCACGCCGGAUGGCAGUGUUGGUGAGGCAGAGCAUAUGGAAAAUGAUUCAAGGCCUCUUCCGGAUGUAGCCCUGACUGGGAAGUGCACUCGUGAGUGUGAUGAGUAUGGCCACUCAGACUCCUGCUGGAUGCCUGUCCGCACUUCUCCGGAGAGGAAGAAGAGCCAGCCUAAACUCUCCACUUUCAUGCCUGUUGAUGAACGAGGAAGCCAGGAAAAGCUGGCCAAUGGGGAGGCCGCCAUCAUGGGUGACCGCAACAGGAACCUCCUGAACAAAAAGUUGACCUCAUCCUAUGAGACCUUCAGUGCAGCUAGUUUCAGCAAAAAUGAGGAAGCCAACCCUGAGGAUAUUCCCCUUACAAAAACAGGGGAAUAUAAGCCAUCUCCUGUCAAUACUCUCACUAGAAGAGAAGUUUACCUGUAGGCUAUAAAGGAGCAACAGCAAAGUUCUUUAUAUGUAUGAAAAGGAGAAUAAGGGGUAAAAAAACCUUACAAAGCAAAACGUUUAAUCACAAAGAGGGGGCUACCAAAGAGACAAAGCUUUGCCUGCCACUUCUGCCUCCAGAUCAGGCCUUUAGUGAUACUGUUAGCCUGAUUCUACUGUACAAUGUAGAAACCAUCCCUGUUACUUGCAUGUCUAACCCCUUCACUGAUUCCCAACACUCGCUUUCUCUUCCCCACCCCUCUCCAAAAAAAAAAAAAAAGAAAAGAAAAGAAAAAAAAAGGGGGGAUAGUUGCAAGUUUCUUUCACAGUAACUGUACGAAGCCUGAUUAGCAGAACACAACACACUCUCAUUAUCCCUAAGCUGAAGCAUGAUUUUAGUCACUUUGAUUUUGUUCGAGUGUCAUCCGGCUGGUCAAAAAUAAGCAGGACAGAUAAAAUGUAUUUCAGACAUAUCAUCAGAAUAUGGUUUAUCAUCAUCAAAGGCAAUCCUUUGAAAGUGAUAGAGUCCCUCUAAAGGUACAGUCCUUAGAAAGAGGGACUGUAUUAAAAAGCAUUUUGGGAAGAUCAAAGCUUUAAUAUUCCAACAAAGACUAAGAGCAAAACAAUACUCAGUGGGUGAUUGCAGUCCUAAAUUGGCAUAUGUUGUUAUUUUUAGGUCAAGAGCAUCAACUUCAAUUCCAUAUAUUCACCAAAUAUUCUCAGUAUACACACAGUCUUGAUUACAUGUAUCAAUUUCACUAAUUAUGACUUCUAAAAAUUAUAUAUAUUUUUUCAGAACAAGACCACUAUUAUUAACUAACUUGAACAAUUGUAUCAUCCAAAGGCCAAAGAUCAUAUGGCAGAUCAGGGAAAUCAUGAAGUUGAUUUGGUCUUGACGUGGAAAACCAUUAAGCAACAAAAGCAACUGAACCCAUGUACGCACAGAAACAAUCAAACACUAGUUCAUUUUAUAGUGCCCAGGAAAAUGUUCCUUCUUUUAAAAUGGAUUUUAUUUGAAAGCUCAAAGAAUGAAAACUAGUGAGAUAUAUUUUUGGUAUUAUAAUAUGCAAUUGGUUGAGGUUCAAUUUUAGUUUCAGGUAAUAGUAACAGGGAAGAUUCCAUGUUUUAAAAUAGUAUCUAUGGAUCAUGGGUAGGUUAAGAAAGAUGCAUUGGCAUAUAGUCUUAGUUAAGUCCACGAUUAUCAUUUUAGAAUCCAGGCUAUGCUUGCUGCUCUUUUUGUCCACAUUUUAAAUUACAAUUGCAUUUUUUAGUUGUUCAGUGCACACUUUGAUGCACCAAAAGUGCAUUAAUUUUGAAUUGUGUGCAAUAUAGAAAUAUUCUGAGGCUCAUAACAUUGAAACAAUGUGACACCCUAGUUGACUUUAUCACUAAUGUGAUUUGAACAUUAUUUAAUAUACGUUUUAAACCAAUCUAGACUGAACAUGAAAGAAAGGAGUUUUGGGCAGUGACAUUUUUCACAGGAUGUAUAUCUCAAAGAUGAAAGCAGAGUUUUUCCAGUGCAAUAAAAAGAAACAGAAUAUGCAGAUUUUGAGCUACUCGCUCUAUAGAGGAUAACCUUAUAUGGCUGAAAAUUGAGCUGGGACAUUCAGAUGAAAGUGACAAUCCAUGGACAGAAUAGGGAAUAACAGGUGUGAAGAGAACAAACUCAUCACUGAAUGUUUGUAAGCUGGUUAAGGCAUAGCUUUGAUGGCUGUCUAGCAAACUGUAGAAACAAUGUAGCUUUGAGUAGUUUCAUGCUUUGCAGAAUUUCUUAGACUAUAAAGUGACACAGCCUGGAAUAUAGGUUGAUAAUUCACUAUAGGUCCUCAAAAUACUUAUCUUUGAAAACCACUUCUCUGUUUGGUGGGAUACACUUUGGGGGUCAUUUCCUUAUGCUCUUUCUUAAAUGGAGUUUUCAUUUUGAUGUUAGUUUAUGUAUAAUAGGUAGGAUGCAAAAAGAUAUGUAAUUGAAACAAAAAACUUUGGACUAAAAUAUCAGUAAUUGAACAUGUUUAUGUUUGAUUAUUAUUUACACUAUGGAAAGAUGCAAUUCUAGUACUUUGUUAGGAAACUGCAUUAAAGCAGUGCUGCCUUGUAUAAUCUGUAAGUACCUAUUAAGACAAAAUACUUCUAAAGAUACUUAUGAAAUGUAUACAUAUUUUUUGGUGCACGUUACAAAGAAAAUACUCAAUUGCAUAACACAGAUGUUUGACGAACUUUUUUUUUAAUGCAUUUCUUUCUUUCAUGAGACAUUGAAACCACUGAUAGCUCAUUUCACUCUAUCUUAAACCCUUCUCUUGUCUAUAAAACUAAUACAGGUCACACUGGACCUUCAGAUUAAUUGGAUCCACAUUCCCCAAUGAUGUUUGCACCCCAUUCAAGAUAGCCAUGCCAUUGUCAUUUAACUCAUGAACCUCUCUUUAGAACUAAAAUGGGUGUGAAAGAAUAAAAUUCAGUGUACUGUAAGUAUUCACAGUAAUUCUAGUAGAAUUAGCUAUCAUAACAUGUUUAUUAUAUAAUGAGCUGGCAUGACACAGAAAUAUAUUUUGUGUUUGUAUGACUUUUAUUUUAAAUAGGUUAAAUCUGGUGCCACUCCAUAUAUAGAGUGCUUUUGAAAAAAAAUCAAUAAAAAGAAACAAAAAAAAUAAAUGAGUGAAUGCAAAAUAAGCAACUGUGCCUUUUAUACCUGUUGUUAUGGUAAAAAAACGGUUGUUGGGUUUGGACAAUGAGGGGAAAUGGGCUAUUCCCAACUUUUUUGAUCCUGUAUAUUUGUCCAUGUUUAUUUUCUGAAAAUAAUAAAUAAUAUAUUAAAAAUUUGCCUUCUGACAAACUCAGAUAAUGGACCAGUCUUAAAUAUUGUUAUGUCAUAAAGCAAAAUUAAGGCAUUAAUAUGGAUGGGCUGCUUAAAUCUGACUAGAAGAUGAAAGCGUUCAUUGUAAGUGUAACACAGAGAUACUAUCAGGAGUGAAAUCAGUCCAUUUGGCAAGGUAAAAUAUUGAUUUAGAAUUUUAUUCUUUAUUUCUUUUUUGUUUUGUUUCUUUUAGCUACAGUUUCAUUUUGGUUGUACAGUAUAUAAACCAUAUUUGUUUUCUGUACACAAGACUCUCAAGUGAAUUUUGCAUGCAUUAUACAUUAGGACACAUUUAUAAAUUGAGUAACUAUAUAAAUUUAUGUGUAUUAAAACGUCUGUAGCUUCAAUCUAAAAUCUACUGCUCUUUCUGAAUCUCCAGAUAUCAUUUCUGUAUGGUUUCUGACUGGCCUGCUGCCUGAGUUUCAGAAAACAAGGGAGGCAUUAUUUUUAUUGGAGGAGGAACUAAGAUGGUACUGAGGAUGUCUGACUGAAACACUACCCUAGGAAGCUGUCUUGUAGGAAAAUAGAAUAAAACACACAGACCAGAAGAAAUUGUCAAGAAUCAAACAGCCAUCCAAAAACAGUCAUGAGAAAUCUAAAGACCUAAAUAAUCUUAGGUAUAUGCUCUCAGUGAUAAAUAAGAAAAUGUGUCCUUAAGCAAAAAUAAAUAAAUAAAUAAAAAAUAAAAAGUGAGGAUGAUCACGAAUAUAGUAAAGCUUGUUAGUUGUGACCUAGGUGAAGGUAUAAUGAUAACAUCUGGAGGAAGGCAUCAUUUGUUCAGCUACCUAGGGUUUACUUUCAGACUUUUCCUACAUUUUAAAGCACUUGCAUUCAGUGUGGUACGAUCUGUUUGUAAUGUUAAUCAUUGACUAUUGUUCUGCUACUUGGAUGUUGAUAGUGAAGCAGAGAACAAUUUAUCAUCGUUUAUUAUGAGUCACUAUGCACGCAACUAUGCUUAACAUGGCGAAAUGUAUUAAACACUCGUCCAACUAUUUAUGAAAUACUUUACAUAAUUUAAUUUGCUUUUGUACAGUUUUAUGUAAAUAAAUUGCUUGUCAUUUUUGUCUCUGCAAAUUAAAAUAUAACAUGGUCAAAUGGU